GGUGUUGACGAAGUCUGCCCACUGCACCCUGGACUCCAGCCUGGAAAGGAGAAGGACCAGUUCAACACCACAAAGACUACAACCAGGAGAAACCCUCCAAGUUAAAGCAGAGAUUCAUGUUGAAGAGGACCAAGACAGAGUUUAGCAGCAGUACCUCUUCAGCCCGUCUAUCAGAGGAGGCGUUAGCUGACAGGGAUGACCUGGACUUCUUCAUGCAGACUUCCACUUACUACUACUCAGUGAGGAUCUUCCCAGGUCAGGAGCCCAGCAGUGUGUGGGUUGGCUGGGUGACCUCUGACUUCCACCAGUACGACAUGGCCUUCGACCUCGAAAAGGUCCGCACCGUCACCGUAACCCUGGGAGACGAGAAGGGCAAAGUUCACGAGAG
Molecule: messenger RNA, 388 nt
Organism: Salvelinus sp. IW2-2015
Lineage: Eukaryota; Metazoa; Chordata; Actinopteri; Salmoniformes; Salmonidae
Source: RefSeq, a predicted model, not a curated record